Messenger RNA from Paramuricea clavata, 910 nucleotides. The record is from the annotation of a GenBank genome assembly. NCBI's taxonomy places the organism in Eukaryota, Metazoa, Cnidaria, Anthozoa, Malacalcyonacea, Plexauridae.
AUGUCCAUGUCCACCAACAAGGCUCCAGGCAAAGAUAAAGUAAGCAUGCGCAUUAUUACCAGUCAUCCUCGGACCAUCAACAGAUAUUAUUAAUGCUUCACUGACGUCUUCUGAGUUCCCACAAUCUUGGAAGGAGGCGGAAGUUAUUCCACUAAUAAAGGAGGGUGAUCAUGAACUACCAUCCAACAAUCGUCCCCUUUCCUUACUUAUAGUUGUGUCAAAAAUUUGCGAGAAGGUCGUUUCAUGCCAAUUUACAACAUUUUUGUUCCAUAAUGAAUGUCUGACAUCGCAUCAAAGCGGUAACAGAAGAUAUCAUUCCUCGGAAACUUUGAACGUUUUGGUUGAUGAUAUCAUAUUGGAAGCUAUGGACCAGAAAUCUGUAACUGCACUUUUACUAUUAGAUUUAUCGAAGGCAUUUGAUAGCGUACAUCACCCAACAUUGCUUAACAAGCUAAGACACAUUGGCGCAUCUCCUGAGGUAGUGAAGUGGUUUGAAAGCUACUUAACGGGCAGAUCACAAUUUGUCCGUAUUGGAACGUCUGUUUCGUCAUCUCUUAACAUCACUCACGGGGUUCCACAGGGUGCUAUUUUAUCUCCACUCUUGUUUAGCAUCUAUGUAAACGAGUUACCACUGGCCCCACGUCACAGCUCCCUUAAUUCAUAUGUUGAUGAUUCAAAGAUGUUCUUGUCAUUUCGUGUUAAUGACGCGACUGACACAAAAGAGUACCUUCAGGCAGAUCUGAGCCGAGUAGCAAAAUGCUGCUCUGAACUUCAUCUACUUAUUAACCCGAAGAAAACCAAGUAUUUACUUAUCGGAACACGACAACAGUUACAAAAUCUCCCUACAGAUAUGUGCCUAAAUUUUCUAGGUGAAACUAUCAGGCCAGUUCCUUCAGCCAAGGAUUUAUGA